AUGUACGCCGCUCAGAAUAUAACGCCAACAGUUUUGGAUGCCAUGAACGGAAAUGUUUCCGAAUGGUAUAACGAAUGCGACAAUGCCAUUAGAAGGUCAGAAAUAGUUCCUGGAACUUACGAAUAUACAACUGCUGUUUCUUAUGGAAAUGUAGGUGAGUUUGGUGAAGGUUCUUCAACAACAGUAGAUAUUGCUUGCGACAGGUUUCAUAUUAUUUCUAUUGACAACUCAUUCUUAUACGUGGAACAAGACAUUGAAAUAAAACCUUCUGCCAAGUUGUCUGACAAGAAAGGUUGCAAUGGAAUUUUCUAUGUCGGAUACCAAUAUGCUCCAGAAGUUUUCAUGGGAUAUAAGAUAUAUUCUAACUCUGACUUAGUUCAAACAGUAACAUGGGCAAACUAUGAAUGGUUCGCUUUGAGAAACUCAGUACAACCACAAGCUAGAGAACAAACAGACCAGUAUGCAACUAUUGAGAAAAUAAGAAGACUUGACCCUAACGUUCCAGGAGUUUAUGUUAACCUUUCUGGACAAACUGCAGCAGCAGUAACCAAAGUAAAACUGAAACUUAGAGUUCCUUUGUCAUCUUUCCUCAUCUUCAGGUUUUUAAGAUACUUGCCAAACUGGGCAGGAAAAAUUUCUAUUGAACUUACUCCAAGCAAAAAUAACUUAGUCAUUGCACCAACACAAGACCCAUUCACUCUUACAGACGUAAUGGGAACAAAUAAAAC
Molecule: messenger RNA, 728 nt
Organism: Trichomonas vaginalis G3
Lineage: Eukaryota; Parabasalia; Trichomonadida; Trichomonadidae
Exons: 1
Source: RefSeq, a predicted model, not a curated record